AGGGACUGUCUCAGCUACAGCCUAGCGCUCCCCACAGCCAGUAAGAAGCCAGGAAUCUCCACCCGUCUCGGAUUUCCACCAAUCGGCGUCCAGAACUUUAGCCUGCUAGCGGCGUCCGGGUUGUCCGAGGAGGGCGGCAAGCCCCCUUAGCGUUGCCAGCAACGGACAUGGCCGCGGCCCCUGGAGGAGGGGACGCGAAGUGAGGAGGGGGCAGGGGGGGAAGAGGACGCGGGCGAGGAAGACAGGCCCCCGGGCCCCGAAACGUUUAAAGACUCCUUAGAAGCAACUGUAGGAACAUACUUGCCAUCCUGCAAACCGACUGCCGUGCUGUGCGCUGUGCCCUCCUUCCCCAGCCGCACACCCCUGAAGUCCAGUCUCGCAGUCCCUCGCGUGCCACGAUACAGCUCUUUUAUGGAUCAGUUCUCCUGGGCUUCUGACCAGCUCCACUUACUGAGGCUCUGCUACAGGCCCCAGAAAGAACUGCCCCUGUCAGCAGAUGCUUCGACUGUGACAGAGUCACUGGGCCUUGUCCAUGCUGGGGAGGAGCCUUCCUUUUGGGGGUGACCGCAUUCAUCUGGGCAUGCCUGCAGUACUCUGGGCCCAUGGAUCCGAAGGAGAAGCACACGGGCGAGCCACCCUUGGCCCUGGGCCUGUCUACCCGGAAGGCCCUCGGCAUCCUGCAGGAGCAGCUGGAGACGGUGCUGGAGGGACACCUGAAAGAACGGAAGAAAUGUCUCACGUGGAAGGAGCUGUGGAGAAGCAGCUUCCUGCACCACAGUAACCGCUGUUCCUGCUUCCACUGGCCUGGAGCCUCGCUCAUGCUGCUGGCUGUGCUGCUUCUGCUGGGCUGUCAUGGGAGCCAGCCGGCGGGCAGUACCCCCUCACCUCUUCCCACCAGCCAUGGGGUGGAGCUGGUGAAUGCCUCAGCACUGUUCCUCUUGCUGCUUCUCAACCUCAUCCUCAUCGGGCGGCAAGACCGGCUGAAGCGUGGGGAGGUAGAGCGGAGGCUCCGAGGGAUCAUUGACCAAAUCCAAGAUGCACUCAGGGAUGGCAAGGAGAUCAAGUGGCCAGAUGCCAUGUACCCAGACCUCCAUAUGCCCUUUGCACCGUCCUGGUCCCUGCACUGGGCCUACAGAGAUGGACAUCUGGUCAACCUGCCAGUUGGCCUGUUGGUAGAAGGAGACAUCAUAGCUCUGAGGCCCGGCCAGGAAUCGUUCGCCUCUCUGAGGGGGAUCAAGGAUGAUGAGCACAUCGUCUUGGAGCCCGGAGACCUGUUUCCCCCUUUCUCUCCACCGCCUUCCCCCCGGGGAGAAGUGAAGAAGGGACCACAGAACCCCCAGCAGCACCGGCUCUUCCGUGUUCUUGAGACCCCUGUCAUUGACAACAUCAGAUGGUGCCUGGACAUGGCCCUGUCCCGCCCAGUCACCGCUCUGGACAACGAGAGGUUCACAGUGCAGUCGGUGAUGCUGCACUAUGCAGUGCCUGUGGUCCUGGCUGGCUUCCUCAUCACCAAUGCCCUGCGCUUCAUGCUGAAUGCCCCUGGUGUCACCUCCUGGCAGUACACCCUCCUCCAGCUACAGGUGAAUGGCGUCCUGCCCAUCCUCCCCCUGCUCUUUCCAGUCCUCUGGGUUCUGGCAACCGCCUGUGGAGAAGCUCGAGUCCUGGCUCAGAUGAGCAAGGCCUCUCCCAGCUCCCUGCUCGCCAAGUUCUCAGAGGACACUCUCAGCAGCUAUACAGAAGCCGUCUCCUCUCAGGAAAUGCUGCGCUGCAUCUGGGGCCACUUCCUGCGGGUGAUCCAAGGGACAUCGCCGACCCUGAGCCACAGCUCCAGCCUGCUGCACAGCUUGGGCUCGGUCACGGUCCUGUGCUGUGUGGACAAACAGGGGAUCCUGUCAUGGCCAAACCCCAGCCCGGAGACUGUGCUAUUCUUCAGUGGGAAGGUGGAGCCCCCACACAGCAGCCAUGAGGACCUAACCGAUGACCUGUCCACCCGCUCCUUCUGCCAUCCCGAGGUAGAGGAGGAGCCCCACGAACGAGAUGCCCUCCUGGCCGGUUCCCUGAACACUAGCCUGCACCUUUCCAAUGAGCAGGAACGUGGCGACUGGCUGGGUGACGGUCCCAAGCCCCCUGAAUUCUACUCUCACCACAAAGCACACGGCCGCAGCAAACACCCAUCCGGCUCCAACGUGAGCUUCAGCCGGGACACGGAGGGCGGUGAAGAAGAGCCUGGCAAGCCCGGGCUGGAGGGCGAGCCCUACGAAGCAGAGGACUUUGUGUGUGACUACCACUUGGAGAUGCUGAGCCUGUCGCAGGACCAGCAGAACCCCUCCUGCAUCCAGUUCGACGACUCCAACUGGCAGCUGCACCUCACGUCCCUGAAGCCGCUGGGUCUCAAUGUGCUGCUGAACCUGUGUAACGCCGGCGUCACCGAGCGGUUGUGCCGCUUCUCCGACCACUUGUGCAACAUCGCCCUGCAGGAGAGCCACAGCGCCGCCCUGCCCGUGCACGUGCCCUGGGGCCUCUGCGAGCUCGCCCGCCUCAUAGGCUUCACUCCUGGGGCCAAGGAGCUCUUCAAGCAGGGGAACCACCUUGCGCUCUACCGCCUCCCCAGUGCCGAGAUGGUGAAGGAGACCUCGCUGGGGAGGCUCUCCUGUGUCACCAAGCGGCGCCCCCCGCUCAGCCAUAUGAUCAGUCUCUUCAUCAAGGACACCACUACCAGCACAGAACAGAUGCUGUCCCAUGGCACGGCUGACGUGGUCUUAGAGGCCUGCACAGACUUCUGGGAUGGCGCCGACAUCUACCCUCUUUCAGGUUCUGACAGAAAGAAAGUGCUGGAUUUUUACCAGCGGGCCUGCUUAUCUGGUUACUGCUCUGCCUUCGCCUACAAGCCCAUGAGCUGUGCCCUGUCCUCUCAGCUCAACGGCAAGUGCAUUGAGCUUGUGCAGGUGCCUGGCCAGAGCAGCAUCUUCACCGUGUGUGAGCUGCCCAGCACCGUCCCAGUCAAGCUGAGCACGCGCCGCAACAGCUGGAGCUCGGACGAAGGGAUCGGGGAGGUGCUGGAGAAGGAAGACUGCAUGCAGGCCCUGAGCGGCCAGAUCUUCAUGGGCAUGGUGUCCUCCCAGUACCAGGCCCGGCUGGACAUCGUGCGCCUCAUCGAUGGGCUGGUCAAUGCCUGCAUCCGCUUCGUCUACUUCUCUCUGGAGGAUGAGCUCAAAAGCAAGGUGUUUGCAGAAAAGAUGGGCCUGGAGACAGGCUGGAACUGCCACAUCUCCCUCACGCCCAAUGGUGACCUGCCGGGCUCCGAGAUCCCCCCCUCCAGCCCCAGCCAUGCUGGCUCCCUGCAUGAUGACCUGAAUCAGGGUAAGGGCACAGUGUCCCGAGAUGAUGCGGAAGGGCUCCUUCUGUUGGAGGAGGAGGGUCACUCAGACCUCAUCAGCUUCCAGCCUACAGACAGUGACCUCCCCAGCUUCCUGGAGGACUGCAACCGGGCCAAGCUGCCGCGCGGCAUCCACCAGGUGCGCCCCCACCUGCAGAACAUUGACAAUGUGCCCCUGCUAGUGCCCCUAUUUACCGACUGUACCCCCGAGACCAUGUGUGAGAUGAUCAAGAUCAUGCAGGAAUAUGGGGAGGUGACCUGCUGCCUGGGCAGCUCUGCUAAUCUCAGGAACAGUUGCCUUUUCCUCCAGAGUGACAUCAGCAUUGCCCUGGAUCCCCUGUACCCAUCCCGCUGCUCCUGGGAGACCUUUGGCUACGCCACCAGCACCAGCAUGGCCCAGGCCUCGGAUGGCCUUUCUCCCCUACAGCUCUCGGGGCAGCUCAACAGCCUACCCUGUUCCCUGACCUUUCGCCAGGAGGAGACCAUCAGCAUCAUCCGGCUCAUUGAGCAGGCGCGGCAUGCCACCUACGGCAUUCGCAAGUGCUUCCUCUUCCUGCUGCAGUGCCAGUUGACCCUUGUGGUCAUCCAGUUCCUCUCUUGCCUGGUUCAGCUGCCGCCGCUACUGAGCACCACCGACAUCCUUUGGCUGUCCUGCUUUUGCUACCCUCUGCUCAGCAUCUCUCUGCUGGGGAAGCCCCCCCACAGCUCCAUCAUGUCUAUGGCCACAGGGAAGAACCUUCAGUCCAUUCCUAAGAAGACCCAGCACUACUUCCUGUUCUGCUUCUUGCUCAAAUUCAGCCUCACCAUCAGCUCGUGCCUCGUCUGCUUUGGCUUCACGCUGCAGAGCUUCUGUGACAGCUCCCGGGCCCGCAGCCUCACCAACUGCUCCUCCAUCAUGCUGCGCAGUCAUGCCUACGCCGCUCCAGCCUGGUUUGGCGACUUCGCCAAUGGGCUCCUGACGGCUCAGAAGCUCACCGCUGCCCUGAUCGUCCUGCACACAGUCUUCAUUUCUAUCACCCACGUGCAUCGCACCAAGCCCCUGUGGCGAAAGAGCCCCUUGACAAACCUCUGGUGGGCCGUGACCGUGGCCGUGGUCCUGCUGGGGCAGGUGGUCCAGACGGCAGUGGACCUGCAGCUGUGGACGCACAGGGACAGCCGUGUCCACUUUGGCCUGGAGGACGUGCCUCUGCUGACGUGGCUCCUGGGCUGCCUCUCCCUGGUGCUUGUGGUGGUCACCAACGAGAUCGUGAAGCUGCAUGAGAUUCGGGUCCGGGUUCGCUACCAGAAGCGGCAGAAACUGCAGUUUGAAACGAAACUGGGCAUGAACUCCCCCUUCUGAGCCAUUGGCCACAGUGGUUCUCGUUGCCCAGGUGCCGGGGCUAAAGCCAGACCAGUUUCUGAGUCUGGGGGGUUGGUAUCGUGAAUGUUUCAGGGUUUCCUCUCGCGGCCUGUGUCACGGGAGGCCCAGCUCCUCGUCCGACCCAUCUGUCGUCCUGAUCCCCAGGGCUUACUGUGGAGGAGCUGGUGAGCCGUGGCCUCAGCAUCAGGACAGUCUGGUCUUGAAUGUAUGACCUAGUGCACUUAGCAGAGGGGCCCUUAGCUUCCUCCGCCUGCGGGCUGCCUCCUUUAGGGUCUCUUAGCCCAGGGCCCUCUGCUCUUGGGUCUCCGGGCAGAGCCAUGAACCUGGUGGGGCCAGGACCUCAGUGGCAGCAGCCGUGGGGGGGUUCAGACAGGCUACCGUGAAAGGGAGCAGUGCUGGUGCAUCCUCCCUGCACCCCACCUGUCUUCCUGGGGUGGGGGCCUGGAGGUGGUCGAGUACUCCCCCUCCCUCCCUCUGUGGGGGAGCCUCACACUCAGUCCCGAAGAUGAAGACCCCCUGCCUUGCCCUGGUUACCUCUUCCUGUGCCCGCCUUCAAGCUGGCCUGGAGCGCCAGUCCUGGGGAUAUGGCCCAGGGCUCCUUUGGCCCCCUGCCCUAGUUCUCCUGUGAGAAUGUUUUUACUGGUGUAUAUUUUUUACUGGAAAUGAGCCUUUUAGGAAUGAAUGUAGACUGGUUUGUAUUAAAACUUGUAAACUGCUUAAGAAAAAUCCGUGGCUGGUCCAUGAGGCAGCCACUCAGGGGCCCACCCAAGGCUUUGGCCGGUGAGGGAGCCCCGAAGGGGAGGGGAGGGCCCGAGCCUUGUUCCUUCCCCACUGGCAGGAGUCCUCGGGUCUGGCCCAGGCGAGAACCCUGGGCUCAGAGGUCCGUGGCACAGAUCCAAACACACAGCCCGAUCACGUGGAAUGACACUUUCAUUGGGGUUAGUUAGGAUAAGAGGUUAAUGGUUACAGAGCCGGGGCCCGGGGCCACCCAGAUCAGCCUUCCAGCCCCGAGGCGAAUCAUGCGCACUCGUGCCGUGGUCUAAAGCCUCUUCCCCCGUGUCCUCUCAGGCGGUUAUAGAUAGAAUAAAUUCCAUUUAAAAUAUA
Molecule: messenger RNA, 5840 nt
Organism: Mirounga angustirostris (Northern elephant seal)
Lineage: Eukaryota; Metazoa; Chordata; Mammalia; Carnivora; Phocidae
Gene: TMEM94
Product: transmembrane protein 94
Exons: 34
Coding region: 603-4715 (1370 amino acids)
Source: RefSeq, a predicted model, not a curated record